Molecule: messenger RNA, 1335 nt
Organism: Drosophila eugracilis
Lineage: Eukaryota; Metazoa; Arthropoda; Insecta; Diptera; Drosophilidae
Product: peptidoglycan-recognition protein LF
Exons: 4
Coding region: 171-1295 (374 amino acids)
Biological process (GO): peptidoglycan catabolic process
Molecular function (GO): N-acetylmuramoyl-L-alanine amidase activity; zinc ion binding
Source: RefSeq, a predicted model, not a curated record
GCUUACAAACUUCGCAGCCGCUGCGCAGUUUUGAGACUCGGGGAUUUUUUUCAGCCAAACAACAAUCAAGCCAACUUGUUAAUGGGUCCGGCUCAGUUCAGUUGGCAUCAGACUUUCGUCUGGAGAGGAUCUAUCUUAGCAAUAGUAAUCAAUAAUAAACAUAUCUUAAGAUGGAGAAAACCGUGACAAUUGCUCUCCCAGAAGAGCACACAACUAACCUUAGAAGAUUUGCCCGUGAGCUGAUCUAUCUUUGUGCAAUUCUUCUGAUAAUUGUAGGCUUAGCAGCCGGCUAUUCCCUGUGGGUGAUGUCCCACUCGACAAAUUCCACGAACAAAGGCCUGCACAUACUCGAUCGCAGCGAAUGGCAGGGGGAACCACCCAGCGGGAAGUACCCGCACCUUAAGCUUCCUGUCUCCAAUGUGAUUAUCCACCACACGGCUACGGAAGGAUGCGAACGGGAGGAUGUUUGCAUAAGGCAAAUGCAGAUCAUUCAAGCUUUCCAUAUGAAAUCCCUGGAAUGGGUCGACAUUGGUUAUAAUUUUCUGGUUGGCGGCGAUGGACAGGUCUACGUGGGUCGCGGUUGGCACAUCCAGGGCCAGCAUGUCAAAGGAUAUGGUGCUAUAUCUAUUAGUAUUGCCUUUAUUGGAACGUUUGUGAAUAUGGAGCCACCGGCUAGACAAAUUGAAGCAGCCAAGCGAUUAAUGGAUGAGGGUGUACGACUUCAUAGAUUACAGCCGGAUUAUCGUAUUUAUGCCCAUCGUCAAGUUAGUCCCACCGAAAGUCCUGGCCAGAAACUUUAUGAACUGAUGAAGCACUGGCCUCGCUUUACUCCAGAUGUGACGUCAUUGCGACUCCUUAGCAAUGCUACCUUGAAGUUUCUGACACGACCAUAUUGGCUAGCUCAGCCGCCGACAGUGCCACUUGCUCCUCUUAAUCUGCCCGUUCAGAGCGUCAGAUUCGUAGCCACUAAUACCCCAGCUUGUUCCACACAAGCCGAGUGCAUAUUUCGAGUGCGUCUUUUGCAAAGCCUGCAUAUCGAGAGCAUUGGAUAUAAGGAUAUCAACUUUAAUUUCGUGGCUGCUGGAGAUGGCCAUAUAUACGAGGCCAGAGGUUGGGAUCACAGCUGCGAAGCCACGAAAGAUGGAGCUGAGCAGGAUCCCAAAGAACUAGUCGUUGCCUUUGUGGGUCCAUCGGAUAGCAAUAAAAAACUUGCCUUAGAUCUAAUACAACAAGGCAUCAAACUGGGACACAUAAGCAAGGAUUACAAACUCAUUGAUGAUUCAGAAAAGUCAUAGAAAACUGGAAGCAGGGGGAAUGAAGCUUUACCAGUGCCAU